Molecule: messenger RNA, 2080 nt
Organism: Nerophis lumbriciformis (worm pipefish)
Lineage: Eukaryota; Metazoa; Chordata; Actinopteri; Syngnathiformes; Syngnathidae
Product: cytochrome P450 3A27-like
Molecular function (GO): oxidoreductase activity, acting on paired donors, with incorporation or reduction of molecular oxygen, reduced flavin or flavoprotein as one donor, and incorporation of one atom of oxygen; heme binding; steroid hydroxylase activity
Source: RefSeq, a predicted model, not a curated record
UUGUUACGUAACAGCUGUUUUUUUCCUCAAGAACGACACUCUGCAGUGCAUCAGAUUUUCUCACCCAGACUGUGGCGGACCUUUCUGAGGACGAGAUGGCUUUUUUCCCGUAUUUUUCAGCGGAGACAUGGACUUUAAUCGCCAUUGUUAUUGCUCUGCUGGUGCUCUAUGGAAAUGCACCCUAUGGCUUUUUCAAGAAAAUCGGGAUCAAAGGUCCCAAACCGUUGCCGUAUAUUGGGACAUUUCUGGAGUACAGAAAGGGCAUCCACAAUUUUGAUAUGGAAUGUUUUCAAAAGUAUGGAAAAGUCUGGGGGCUUUUUGAUGGCAGACAACCCAUCAUGGCUAUAGUGGACACAAGUAUGAUUAAAACCAUCUUGGUUAAGGAGUGUUAUUCUGUCUUCACCAACAGACGGGAUCUGGGCCUAAAUGGACCUUUACGUGAUGCUGUUUCAAUCGUAGAAGAUGACCAAUGGAAGAGGAUCCGCAGUGUGCUCUCGCCGUCAUUCACAAGUGGCCGACUAAAAGAGAUGUAUGGAAUAAUGUUGCAUCACUCAAGCAAUCUGUUCAGAUGUCUUAGGAAGAAAGCAGAAGGAGAUGAGAUCAUUGAAGUCAAAGAAGUUUUUGGACCUUACAGUAUGGAUGUUGUGACCAGUACUGCAUUCAGUGUGGACAUUGACUCCAUUAACAAUCCCUCUGACCCAUUUGUCUCAAACAUUAAGAGAAUGGUCAAGUUCAACAUGUUCAAUCCCUUCCUUGUGCUUGUCGUUCUUUUUCCAUUUCUGCGACCACUGCUUGGAAAGAUGGAUGUGACACUCUUCCCAGCUGAAGUGUUGACUUUCUUCUAUAACUUCCUAAAAACGAUCAAAUCUGACCGGAACAAAAAUGAACACAAGAACCGAGUUGAUUUCAUGCAGUUGAUGGUAGAUUCUCAAAUGUCAGACUCCAGCGAAGGAGAUGCAAGCAAUCACAAAGGUCUGACUGAUAAUGAAAUCCUUUCUCAGGCCAUGAUUUUUAUCUUUGCUGGCUAUGAAACCAGUAGCAGCUCACUGUGCUUCUUAGCCUACAAUCUAGCAACACACCCUGACAUCCAAAAGGUUCUGCAAGAUGAGAUUGAUGAAACAAUUCCAGACAAGGCUAGACCAAAGUAUGAAGACCUGAUGCAGAUGGAGUACCUGGAUAUGGUAAUGAAUGAGUCCGCAAGGCUGUUUCCUAUCGCCAAUCGUCUGGAAAGGAUAGCAAAGACCUCAGUGGAAGUUGACGGAAUGACCAUUCCCAAGGAAACUAUAAUCAUGGUGCCGGUUUACGUUCUUCACCGUGACCCUUCUUUAUGGCCGCAACCUGACUCUUUCAAACCUGAAAGGUUUAGUAAAGAGAACAAAGACAACAUAGAUCCUUACGCAUACUUGCCAUUUGGAGCAGGGCCUAGGAACUGUAUUGGCAUGCGAUUCGCUCUCCUGAUGAUGAAGUUGGCUUUUGUGGAGAUCCUGCAGCACUACAGCUUUGUCACCUGCAAGGAAACGGAGAUUCCGUUGACGCUGUCAAAGGACGCAUUCACAUCACCUACGAAUCCCAUCAAACUGAAACUAGUGGCAAGGGAAGAUGCUCCAGAUUGUAUUUCAAGAGAAAUGUGAUUUUUUUUCAUAUAUUCUUUCUUUUACAAGAAUGACAUGGGACGUACGUAAUUUUGCGUCAGUAUUGACAUUAUGAUCUCAAUCAAUCAAUCAAUCAAAGGUUGAUUAUGUUCUACAUACAGUAUCUUAUGCUUAUAAGUCACAGUUACUUUAAAAAAGGAACUAAUCAAAUUAAAGUAACAGUGAAUUUAGCAUGUUUGCACGCAACUAACAACAAGCUUUAUAGUAUAUUUAGCCUGCUACAGAAAUGCUAUCUUUGACUUACAUUCCUUUGAUGCUUAUCCAAUCACAGGCUGCAGCUACCUCCACAUAUAUGCUAUGCUAUACAUAAUGUAAGCAAUGCAUGACAUAAUACAUUUAAGGUUAAAGACAGUUAAAAGAAAAUGGAAGAUGAUUACUGUUUUUCUGUAAAUGAGAUAGAACUACAAUAAAAACAGACUGUGUUUCAA